AUGAAGGUCCUCAUCCUUGCCUGCUUGGUGGCCCUUGCCUUUGCAUGGGAGGCUGUAGAAAGCAUUUCAAGCAGUGAGCCAAGACCUGAGAAGUUUGAACAUGAGAAACAGCAGGGAAGAGAGGAUGAGCGCCAGGCCCAAAUCCAGCCCAUUGUCCAGCCGCAGCCUCUUUUCUAUCCUUACGCUGAGCCCAUCCCUUACCCUGUCCUUCCACAGAACGCCCUGCCUCUUGCUCAGCCUGCUAUGGUGCUGCCUGUCCUUCAGCCUGAAGUGAUGGGAGUCCCCAGUACCAAGGAGACCAUCUUUCCUAAGCACAAAGUGAUGCCACUUCUUAAGUCUCCAGUAGUGCCAAUUAUGCAGCGCCAAAUCCCAAAUCUCACUGAUCUAAGAAAUGCACAGCUUCCUCUGCCUGUGCUCCAGGCCCUGAUGUCCCAGGUCCCCCAGACUCUUGUUCAGACUCCCAUGCUUCCUACUCAGUCCCUGUUCUCCCUUUCUGAGCCCCAAGCCCUGCCUAUUUCCCAGCAAGUGUUAACCUAUCCCCAGGGAGAUAUAACCAUCCAGGAGCCUCUGCUUGACUAUACCUGGCCCUUCUACCCCAUGACUCAGCCUGAUGCCCCAGUUUACACAGUACAACAAUCCCUGUUAAUCCAUUAUACCUAUGCCUUUCAUCCUCAGAAGUACCCAGCAUCAGCUGUCAAAUUUUAUGAUUCCCCUCCCCCCGACAAAAAAGGUUCAAAUGUAAAAUCUGAUUCACAGCUCUGCAACAUAGCAGCUAAGUCAAACUUUGGAAGUUACUGGAUUUUUGGAGCUUCAAUUUCCACAUCUAUAUAA
Molecule: messenger RNA, 831 nt
Organism: Molossus molossus (Pallas's mastiff bat)
Lineage: Eukaryota; Metazoa; Chordata; Mammalia; Chiroptera; Molossidae
Product: beta-casein-like
Exons: 5
Coding region: 1-831 (276 amino acids)
Cellular component (GO): extracellular region
Source: RefSeq, a predicted model, not a curated record